UCCUUUGAACCUCACUGUUGAACUUCCGGUUCCGUGGCAAAUUGCAUCAUGACGAAAUCUCUAUGAAACAACUAUUUUCUUGUGUCUUUAAGAUAAGCAGGAGGUUUAGUGGUUCGAUUUUAGAAGAUUUAAAUAGACGCACCGUACAUCUUAGCGUUCCGUGCGUUUGUAAAUCUAAAAAUCAGAAGAAGCUAUUUGGGAAAAAGUUGCAGCAUAUGGUACAGAUGAUGGCAUUGACAGAUCCAGAAAUCGAGAAAAUUUUGCAGCCUUUUAGACAGCAAGUAAAAGAACAGGGGGAUUUAGUAAGGAAACUAAAGACAGAGAAGGCCCCAGAACUAGAUGUAGCGAGAGCAGUUGCUGAUCUAAAACACAGAAAACAUGCUCUGGAAGCCAAGGAGCUGGAACUAGCACCUAAGGAUCUUUUUGAUAGAGCUAAAUUAGAAGAUUUGCUGAAACAAAAGUUUUUUGUCGAUCAAUCUUUUGCUAUAUAUGGAGGUAUAAAUGGAUUGUAUGAUUUUGGACCUAUGGGCUGUGCUGUAAAGGCCAAUUUAUUACAGCUAUGGAGAAACUUCUUUGUUUUAGAAGAACAGAUGUUAGAAGUAGAUUGUUCUAUGCUAACACCUGAACCUGUACUUAAAGCCUCUGGCCAUUUGGAAAGAUUCCAGGAUUAUAUGGUGAAAGACUUAAAAACUGGUGAAUGCUUCAGAGCAGAUCAUCUUAUCGAAGCUCAACUAGAGAAAUUAGCAACAGACAAGAAAAUAAGCCAAGAAAAGAAAGAAGAAAUAAGGAGAUUACUGGCUACGAUUGAUAAUCUGAGUAAAGAUGAUAUGGGACAGGCAAUUAAACAGUACAACAUGAAGUCACCUAUAACAGGAAAUGAACUCUCAGAACCAAUGGAGUUUAAUCUGAUGUUCGCUACAUCUAUUGGACCAACUGGUCAUAUUAAAGGAUUUUUGAGACCAGAAACAGCUCAGGGCAUAUUUGUAAAUUUUAAAAGACUUCUUGAAUUUAACCAAGGUAAACUCCCAUUUGCAGCAGCCCAGAUUGGUAAUGCCUUUAGAAAUGAAAUCUCUCCAAGAGCUGGCCUAAUAAGAGUCAGAGAAUUUACAAUGGCAGAAAUAGAACACUUUUGUGAUCCCACCAAUAAAGAUCAUCCAAAAUUUGAAAAUGUAGCCGAUCUCAACCUUACCCUUUACACUGGCUGUAAUCAGAUGGAAGGCAAACCUGCUGAAGUCAAGAGACUAGGUGAUGCUGUCAAAGAGGGUCUGAUUUGUAAUGAGACACUAGGCUAUUUCUUAGGCAGAAUAUACUUAUUUAUGAUGAGAGUUGGUAUUGAUCCUAAGAAGUUACGAUUCCGUCAACACAUGUCCAAUGAAAUGGCUCAUUAUGCUAAAGAUUGCUGGGAUUGUGAAUGUAAAACUUCAUAUGGUUGGAUAGAGUGUAUUGGUUGUGCAGAUAGAUCAUGUUUUGAUUUGUUGGCUCACACUAAGGCCACUGGUAUCAAAUUGGUAGCUGAGAGAAAACUUGCUGAACACAGAACAGUGGAUGUUGUUGAAUGUCAGCCACAGAUGAAGGUUCUAGGGAAAUCUUUUAAAAAGGAGGCUAAAAUAGUCUCAGAAUAUCUUAGCAAACUUGAAGUCGCUGAAAUAGAGCAAAUAGAACAAAAAAUUAAAGAUAAUGGUGAGGUAGAAGUAACAGUGAACAGCCAGACUUUUAAAGUAACAGCUGACAUGGUUAUUAUAAAGAAAUACCAGAAAAAAUUACAUGUGGAAGAAAUAGUUCCGUCCGUUAUAGAACCUUCCUUUGGUAUUGGUAGGGUUAUGUAUUCUGUAUUUGAACACAAUUUCAAGAUGAGAGAAGGUGACGAACAAAGAACAUAUUUAUCACUGCCAGCUGAGAUAGCACCAUAUAAAUGUUCAGUGUUACCUUUAAGUGGCAACAAAGAAUUUCACCUUCUAGUCAAAGAACUUUCCAAGGCUCUGACAAUGCAUGACAUAUCUCACAAGGUUGAUGACAGUAGUGGCUCAAUAGGUCGACGUUAUGCCAGAACAGAUCAGAUAGCUAUACCUUAUGGUAUAACUAUUGACUUUGAUAGCUUAAAAUCACCUUCUACAGCCACACUCAGAGAAAGGGAUUCUACUAAACAAGUCAGGGCACCUGUUGAAGAGUUGCCUAAAAUUGUACAAGAUCUUUCUAUUGGCCGCAGGACAUGGGCUGAUAUACUCAACAAUUAUCCUUUGUUUGAACAACAAGAGGCUACAAAAGACAAAUGAUAAGUCUAAAUAUAGAACAUUUGAGUCAACCACUGGCAGGUCACAAGAGAUUGGUGUCUUUCAUUGUAUGCAAUAUUUAUUGUACUAAGUAACAUUGGAAUUAAAUUCGUUUACUUGAUCAA
Molecule: messenger RNA, 2395 nt
Organism: Mytilus trossulus (common blue mussel)
Lineage: Eukaryota; Metazoa; Mollusca; Bivalvia; Mytilida; Mytilidae
Product: glycine--tRNA ligase-like
Exons: 17
Coding region: 63-2273 (736 amino acids)
Biological process (GO): mitochondrial glycyl-tRNA aminoacylation
Cellular component (GO): mitochondrion; cytoplasm
Molecular function (GO): glycine-tRNA ligase activity; ATP binding
Source: RefSeq, a predicted model, not a curated record